Molecule: messenger RNA, 4072 nt
Organism: Cynocephalus volans (Philippine flying lemur)
Lineage: Eukaryota; Metazoa; Chordata; Mammalia; Dermoptera; Cynocephalidae
Gene: FKBP5
Product: FKBP prolyl isomerase 5
Exons: 12
Coding region: 463-1836 (457 amino acids)
Biological process (GO): protein peptidyl-prolyl isomerization
Cellular component (GO): cytoplasm
Molecular function (GO): protein binding; peptidyl-prolyl cis-trans isomerase activity
Source: RefSeq, a predicted model, not a curated record
GAGGCGGUGUCCGGCGCGCGAGCGGCCUGCUGGGCGGGCUGAGGGGUGAGCGGCGCGCGGGCGAGGGGGAGAGGGACGGAGCCAGCGAGCCACCGUGGCGACAGGUCCCGCUCUGGCUCUCGUCGGCAGUCCCCGACUCGCCCGAGGCCCGGCGGGCCCGUGACCGCGGCCGCCCCGAGCAGGCGGCAGGACCCUCGGAGACACGGGCGGCGUCUGAGCAGCCACAGUCGCGGGCGCGAGCGAAACUUCACCUGGCGGGGCCCGAGGAGGGUGAGGAUAACGGAGCGCCCCGCCGCUGCCUGCCGCGCUCGGGGGUGGCCGCCCGGUGGGUGUGGAUGGGCGUUCACCGCCUUCACCUGCCGCCCUGGGACAAAUGACUGGGAACAGCAUCGCCGCUCUCGGCCACUUGUUGAAGGUGUCCGUGCAGCGCCGUUCUAACAGGUUUUCUACUUGUAAAAGACAAUGACUACUGAUGAAGGUGCCAAGAACAAUGGAGAAAGUCCAGCAGCCACUGUUGCUGAACAGGGAGAGGAUAUUACCUCCAAAAAAGACAGAGGAGUAUUAAAAAUUGUCAAAAGAGUGGGGAAUAGUGAGGAAAUGCCAAUGAUUGGAGACAAAGUUUAUGUUCAUUACAAAGGAAAAUUGUCAAAUGGAAAGAAAUUUGAUUCCAGCCAUGAUAGAAAUGAACCAUUUGUCUUUAGCCUUGGCAAAGGCCAAGUUAUCAAGGCGUGGGACAUUGGGGUGGCUACCAUGAAGAAAGGAGAGAUCUGCCAUUUGCUGUGCAAACCAGAAUAUGCAUAUGGCUCAGCAGGCAGUCUUCCUAAAAUUCCCUCAAAUGCAACUCUCUUUUUUGAGAUUGAGCUCCUUGAUUUCAAAGGAGAGGAUUUAUUUGAAGAUGGAGGGAUUAUCCGGAGAAUCAAACGAAAAGGAGAGGGAUACUCAAACCCAAAUGAAGGAGCAACAGUAGAAAUCCACCUGGAAGGCUGCUGUGGUGGAAAGAUGUUUGAUUGCAGAGAUGUGGUAUUCAUUGUUGGUGAAGGAGAAGACCACGACAUUCCCAUUGGAAUUGACAAAGCCCUAGAGAAAAUGCAGCGGGAAGAACAAUGUAUUUUAUAUCUCGGACCACGAUAUGGUUUUGGAGAGGCAGGGAAGCCUAAAUUUGGCAUUGAACCUAAUGCUGAGCUUAUAUAUGAAGUUACACUUAAGAGCUUCGAAAAGGCCAAAGAAUCCUGGGAGAUGGAUACCAAAGAAAAAUUGGAGCAGGCUGCCAUUGUCAAAGAGAAAGGAACUGUAUACUUCAAGGGAGGCAAAUAUAUGCAGGCGGUGAUUCAGUAUGGGAAGAUAGUAUCCUGGUUAGAGAUGGAAUAUGGUUUAUCAGAAAAGGAAUCGAAAGCUUCUGAAUCAUUUCUCCUCGCUGCCUUUCUGAACCUGGCCAUGUGCUACCUGAAGCUUAGAGAAUACACCAAAGCUGUCGAAUUUUGUGAUAAGGCCCUUGGACUAGACAGUGCCAAUGAGAAAGGCUUAUACAGGAGGGGUGAAGCCCAGCUGCUCAUGAACGAGUUUGAGUCAGCCAGGGGCGACUUUGAGAAAGUGUUGGAAGUAAAUCCCCAGAAUAAGGCUGCAAGACUGCAGAUCUCCAUGUGCCAGAAAAAGGCUAAGGAGCACAAUGAGAGGGACCGCAGGAUAUAUGCCAACAUGUUCAAGAAGUUUGCAGAGCAGGAUGCGAAGGAAGAAGCCAGUAAAGCAAUGGGCAAGCAGACUUUAGAAGGGGCCACCAACGAAAAAGGAAUACAAAGUCAAGCAAUGGAAGAAGAGAAACCUAAAGGCCAUGUAUGACGCCACGCCAAGGAGGGAAGAGAGUCCUAAUGAACUCGGCCCCUCCUCAGUGGGCCUCUACCCAACUCAGGACUGAACAGUGUUUAAUGUAAAGUUUGUUAUUCUCUAUGUGAUUCUGGAAGCAAAUGGCAAAACCAAAUAGCUUCCAAAAAAUAACCACCCUGCUGCUACCCAGUGGGUUCAUUGAGGGGGUGGCAAGGGACCACUCCAGGUGGAACAAAACAGAAAUGACUGUUGGUGUGGAGAGAUUAAGCCAACAGCUUAAGUCCAGCUCAUUUCAGUUUAUGUCAAGUUUCAGUAUCCAAUUCAGGGUCCCUUGAGAUAAUCCUCACAAUUUUGGUCUGUCUGUUAGGUUUUACAUAUGAAGAAACCUUUAAAAAAAAAAACUGCUCAGUGAAUUUCUCCUUUCCUACAGGUGGGUGGGGUGGGGGAAGGAGGAUGAGGUUUUGUUUUUUAAAUGACUGAAGUGCUCUGAAUGCAACCUGUUGCAUUUUUAACCAACAGAACCCACAAUAGAGGGUCUUAUAUUCCCCUUAGUUCCACAGCAGUAUCACAGACUUGAAAGCCAGAACCUCAGAGGUCACCUGCUUGCUGACUUAGCCACCUCCCACGCUCCCUCCGUAGCCUUGUGGGAGUGGAUUUCUCCCACACUCAGCUUGUCCCUGGAGGAGUAAUUCUGUCAUUCCUAAAACACCCUUCACAAUGAAAAUGAGCAGAUGGGAAUUUCUGGAUUAGCUUUUCCUGCUUUGGAUGUAAUUCUGAGAUGCUGAAAUGUGAAAAGUGCAAUCAGAAUUAUGGUGUUUUUUUUUUCCUUCCCUCCUCUAUUUCUUUUUGGAACUAAUGUUGAAUAUACAGUACUUCCUGUUAGCAUCGCUACCGUUCAGCUCCUUAUUUCCAUUCUAAUCCUUGACAUUAGAAGUUUUAGACUUGUUCUUAUUAUAUCCUUGACCUGGAGUGGAUUUAUUUAUGUAUCCAUUUAGGAUUGAUGCAGCUUUUUUUUUUUUUUGUCUUUCUUAAAUCACUGGCUCAUAAACAUAUGUAUACUGGUUUAUGGAACUUUAUUUACACUUUAUCAUACAAAAAUUUUUUUGACUUUUUAUUACCAAGUAGCUUAAUUUUUAAAAACAAAAUCUGUGGGGUUGACAAAUAAGUAGUUGCUCUUCUACAGUAAGGGUUUUACCUGCGGGUUUGACGUGCAAUUGCCUUCUUUUCCUGCACUGAUAGCUUCUUUGUUCUGGUGUGAGUUGUGAAAGAGUUGAAAACAGCUUUCCAUGCAGGUACAUAUGAACCUAAAUCUCCAAUAAUUAGGCAUUGAAUUAGGGCAAGUCUUAAAAUAUGUAUAUGUAGUUGAAAUUUAGUCCUUAUGGAUAACAGAAUUGAGCAUGGCUUUCCAUUCCCACAGCCUGAGAAAAACUCGUGGGAAUGCAUUUGGCAAUCCAAAGAGCCAUUCGCUUAAGCCUGGAACAUCUCACUUUGUAAAUCCUAAAGAACACUGGCAGUUAUAGUUUAGAUUAGUUUUUAUUUUUAUGGUGGUUUUAACAAAACACUUUCUCUGUUAGGUUAGAAUCCACCUUUAAACCUAAAAAUCAAGUCAUUUUAUACCAGUUUUCUUCUCCAUGGAACAAAUAGAAUUAAAUUGUGAGUGAUUUUACUUUAAUGAUAACUAAAACCCUUCUAAUUUCUCAUUUAUGCUUCUGUCUUUUCUUAUGAAAUAUUUCUUUGAAAGGCCCCAGUCUCACCUAGGAAAUAUGAAAAACGAAAGUUGAUUUUGCUUAUUUGCUUAACUGUUUGAUAUUUGUAGCUCUGUUGACUAGAGCAUGAUUCCAGUGAGGCCAAGAUUAAAAUUUGAUCCUAAGAAGGCCAGUUAGCUUUUUGCAGAUAAAAAAACUAUUCCGAAAAUCCAGUGAUCCCAGCCAGCUUCUCCCAAGUGUAUGUUAUGGGUCACCAGGGGGAGCUGGUGAGAGUAGGUAUGGUGGGGAAAGGGUGUGCGAGUGGUUCUGAGCAAACGAGUGCAAGGUGCCAUCACCACUCGAGAAGAAUCUUCACAUAAUCUCGUAUCGAAUUCAGUAAUCUCAAACAAUUUGUAUAGAAAUCAGCAGAUGUCUGUGAAUCAACUUUUAGACUGCAUAAUGGAGUGGUGGGUCAGCAUAUAAUGAACUAAAAACUAAUUUUUUUUUCUUAAAUAUUUAGAUGCACUUUUUUGUGUUCCUUAAAUAAAUUUUUUUUUUAAAUGUGA